UGAUUUACAAUUUCAUUAGUUUGGAAAUAAUUAAUUUUAGGCUAUGAAAUUCAUACAAAACCCAUGCAUGGUUAAGUUUAGGCCCAUGAUGCUUUGUUCAAAUUUUGGCCCAUAGAAUGGUUAAGUUUGGCAAUACAAAAAAAAAUUGAGCAGUGAUGUUACUUCCUUAUUCAUAUAGACCUGCUAUUCAUUUUCUUACGUUCUUUUGUACAAACCCUAUCUUUUUCAUAAAAUCCUAGCCCCCUUUAACCCAUUACAAUCUGAAUCAACACAACCUUCAUUCCUUCUAUUUCCGCUUGAUUUGCUUCAAAUCUGAAGCGUUUAUCUUCGUUUCAUCUAUUUCAAUCGUUCUCGAUCAUCCCUUACACGUUGGAAACAUAUUUGGUUACCCAUCUGAUCAAACCAAGAUGUAUAGCGAGUUUUCGUUAUUCAAGACCUACGUUGAGAAGCAGUUUUUUGAAGUUUUAAGUGUAUUGUCUGAUUUGAAGAGUGCUGUGUGUUUGAAUGAUCAUCACGAUCAUGUGACGGAAGAUGUUGCUGGAGAUGUUUCAUCCUUAGAAGCUACCCAAAGUAUGCUAUCCAAGAAAUCUGAUGACGGAGACCAUGAUGCUGUGGAGACAUCUAAAGAUGUUUUUGAAUCUGGUACAGCAAAGGAGGAUCAUGUUCAAAAUGAUGGACAAGAUGGUGAUAAGAAACCUGAAGAUGACUCUAAUUGUAUUGGGAACGUCUUGGUUACCUAUUGUAUCGGUAUGGACGGAUGAAGCUUGAAAGGGACAUUCAAAGCGACGAGGUGGUUGAACCGAAACCGAAACUGAAGUCUGGAAGACCAAAGAAAAUUCCUCAACAUAUCAUAGAAUAGUUUGUUUACUUUGAAUUUUAUGAUAUCAGUUUGGAAUACUUUUUUCUUGUUAUUUUAGUACUUUAUUAGCAGUAGUACAUUUUGGUAAUAGUUAGUAUGUUUUUACAUUUUGGGUACCUGUUGGCAUACAAUUAGGUACCAGUUGAUAUACAUUUGGGUACUAUUUGGCA
Messenger RNA from Mercurialis annua (annual mercury), 1029 nucleotides. RefSeq lists its product as uncharacterized. The transcript has 4 exons. The coding region runs from base 408 to 761 and encodes 117 amino acids. The record is from RefSeq and is a predicted model, not a curated record. NCBI's taxonomy places the organism in Eukaryota, Viridiplantae, Streptophyta, Magnoliopsida, Malpighiales, Euphorbiaceae.